GGGGAGAGGGAGGCAGCCGCCGCAGCGAGCGCAGAACACACGCGCAGAACUGCGGAGAAACUAGAGGAAAAGUGUGGGUGUUGAACCCUCUCACCGGGAAAAGUGUGGGUGCGACGCCCGUGCAUUAAAGCCCAACACAGCAUGUUUCAUCUUACUGCUAAUCGUAGCUUUUUGUGCUUAGCUUCUGAUGCUAACUUCUCGAGUUUGACUUACUGAGUGUUGUGUCUCCGCCCUGAUGUCUACACACUUUUCCUGUCUGGUUUCCCCAUGUGCAGUGUGAAUCUGAAGUAACAUGGAGCAGAUCAGCAAACAUUACGGCAGGUACAAGAACUUCAACUUCCUCUGUGAGCUCACGUCUGUCGAGUACCUGGAUUCUCUCCAGAGCUUUGAAGUACGAGACUCUGACAUUUUCCUGGUCACUUAUCCAAAGUCUGGCACGAUCUGGACUCAGCAGGUCAUCAUCUCCAUCUGCGAGCUAAGCGGCGGCCUGAAUGAAUAUCCAAACAACUUUGAGCAGAUGCCGUGGCUGGAAUACACGGAGGGCCGUCCAGAUUACGCUCUGAGACCCUCUCCACGACUCUUUGCCACUCACCUCACACCGAUUCUCAUGCCUCCAGGUCUGAAGGACAAGAAGGCAAAGAUAAUCUAUGUGAUGAGGAAUCCAAAGGACAACAUCGUCUCCUAUUAUGAGUUCAGCAAAAUCUUUGCCGACACGGAGGUUCCCGAGGGCUUUGAGAGUUUUUUUGAGAAGUAUUUGGCGGGCAACGUUGGAGCAUCGUCGUGGUUUGACCACAUCAGGGUGUGGAACUCAGCGAGAGACGAGUACAACAUCCUCUUCCUGACCUAUGAGGACAUGAUUCUGGACCUGAAGGGGGCAGUAACUAAGAUCUGCAGCUUCUUAGGGAGAACCCUCAGCGACAACGCCAUCGAUCAAGUCGUAGAAAAAUCCACAUUCAAGACGAUGAAGAAGGACUCAAAGGCAAAUUACAAGUUUAUCCCAAAGGAGAGGCUCAGUGGAGACUUCAUGCGCAAAGGUCAGAUCGGUGACUGGAAGAACUUCCUCACAGCUGCUCAGAGUGAGAGAGUUGAUCAACUGGUUCAGGAGAAACUGGGUGAUCUGUCUCUGAAGAUCAUCUAUGAAUAAAAAAAAAAAAAAAUCUAUGAUCUUAUUCCUGUGAAGAUCCGAGAGUGACUAACGUGCUGAUGGUUUCCAGCUAGGAUGCUUCUAAUGGUGCUUUUCCAUUAUACAGUUCUAGUACGACUCGGCUUCCAAGCGAGCUGAGCCGAUACUAUAAUGUGACGUCAGACUGCCGCGAGUGUCGGUCACUAGAAGAGUCAUGAGCGCGACGUCCGACACAAGAAUCAAAGCCAACAAUGUCCAACUGUAAAUCAGUUAAAAAGACUUAAACAUUCGUAAAACAUUGACGUUAACCUCCAACAUUUAGCAAAGGAAAUGUCUACUAUCUCAGUAUUUAACAGCGGAGUCUGGUGUAGAGACAGCACUGCUGAAAGCCGACGAUCUUGAGCCAAAUCACGACCACGUUCAGUCGUCGGGUUGUCUCGAACCAACUGAUUCUAAUAAUUCAGUUACACCCAAAACAACCACUUUACAAGUCACUCAUUUGUGCGUUUGUGUCACAUACAAAAAACCACGUCACAGCAGUUUCACGCAGCUGUGAUAUGACGACUCCGCCAACAUUGCGUCGAGCAGUAGCGAGAACUGUCGAAUGGAAAAGUGCCAUCGUAGUUUCUAUCGUAGCUGCUGUCAAUAAACAUGAAACAAGA
Solea solea (common sole) is the source of this 1785-nucleotide messenger RNA. Its product is annotated as amine sulfotransferase-like. The record is from RefSeq and is a predicted model, not a curated record. The transcript is spliced from 7 exons. Bases 293 to 1144 code for a protein of 283 amino acids. Gene Ontology annotation, cellular component: cytoplasm. NCBI's taxonomy places the organism in Eukaryota, Metazoa, Chordata, Actinopteri, Pleuronectiformes, Soleidae. Gene Ontology annotation, molecular function: sulfotransferase activity. Gene Ontology annotation, biological process: sulfation.